Molecule: messenger RNA, 1399 nt
Organism: Galeopterus variegatus (Sunda flying lemur)
Lineage: Eukaryota; Metazoa; Chordata; Mammalia; Dermoptera; Cynocephalidae
Product: neuroligin-4, X-linked-like
Exons: 4
Coding region: 823-1311 (162 amino acids)
Biological process (GO): presynaptic membrane assembly; neuron cell-cell adhesion; postsynaptic membrane assembly
Cellular component (GO): cell surface; synapse; postsynaptic specialization membrane
Molecular function (GO): neurexin family protein binding; signaling receptor activity
Source: RefSeq, a predicted model, not a curated record
GCGAAUUGUGAUGAUUUUUUUUUCUUCCCGGCCACAGACUAUUGAAGGCAGAAACAACGAAUUUCCUGCAAACGGUGGUGUCGGUGGCCCUUACAUUCCUUUGGAAGAGCAGAUUUAGUUGGGGUUCCAGGAAGGAAAGGCGCCUGGACUAAAAUACAUCCUCUUGAAUCAUACCCUGGGUUCGGGUUCCCUAGAAAAAUCUGGAUGUGAAAGAAGAACUCUUAGAGCUGACUUGUUUUUCACCGCUAAGGUGUCUUCUUGACCGAUUACCCAGGGCGAGCUAGAAUGGCUGUGAACAUCUCUAUGAACCCCCAAACCUUCAGCUGUAAAGACAAAAUUAUAUGGAGUGGAUCAUUUGAAACAUUAUCGUAGUGUGGAAUAUAUUCACAGCUUCCUCAUCUGAUAUUCUCAAAAGGGGAAAAAUGUGCUGAUAUGGAAAAAAAAAUCAAGUAAAUUUCUAUGGGGGCAUCUGUAAAGGCACCUUCUCAGAAAGACAGUCUAAUGGCUGCCUUGGAGUUUUCAUAAGGAACCGCUGCUGUUGGAGGUGCUGGAUGGUCCCUUCAUCUUUGAAGCAUUACACUUGCUGGAAUCCAUUUCCAGGAUCAAGAGUCAGCUGCCCUCUUGCAAUGGGCUGCCGAGAAAACCACUGUGCUUUUUUUUAACGUUGGGCUCUGUCUAUGACCAGUCUGAGAGGCUACCUAGCACGUUGCCUCUCCUGGGUCUUUUGCUGCCUGGAAAGCCCUCUCUGUCCCCAGGCUCGCUUCACAAUUUUGUCUCGUCGGAGUCAUAUCCCCUGGACACCUGCGGAUGUGGAUGUGAACCAUGUCUAGGCCCAAGGGACUGUUAUGGCUCCCGUUGUUUUUCACCCCGGUCUGCGUCAUGUUAAACUCCAAUGUCCUCCUGUGGAUAACCGCCCUGGCCAUCAAGUUCACGCUCAUUGACAGCCAAGCUCAGUAUCCAGUUGUCAACACCAAUUAUGGCAAAAUCCGGGGCCUAAGAACACCAUUGCCCAAUGAAAUUUUGGGUCCAGUGGAGCAAUACUUAGGGGUCCCCUAUGCAUCACCUCCCACUGGGGAGAGGCGGUUUCAGCCCCCAGAACCUCCUUCCUCAUGGACUGGGGUUCGAAAUGCCACUCAGUUUGCAGCGGUGUGUCCCCAGCACCUGGACGAGAGGUCUUUAUUGCACGAUAUGCUGCCCAUCUGGUUUACCGCCAAUUUGGAUACUUUGAUGACCUAUGUUCAAGAUCAGAAUGAAGACUGCCUUUACUUAAACAUCUAUGUGCCCACAGAAGAUGGUAAGUACUUUAUCUAAACAGAAAAACAACACCAAUCUGACGUCACGAGAGAGGUUUGCCAGGAAGGGUUUGUGAUGUUCUGUGUAUAUUUUCUAUAAUGCAUUU